Neoarthrinium moseri is the source of this 1002-nucleotide messenger RNA. RefSeq lists its product as uncharacterized. The transcript has 3 exons. Lineage: Eukaryota; Fungi; Ascomycota; Sordariomycetes; Amphisphaeriales; Apiosporaceae. Bases 1 to 1002 code for a protein of 333 amino acids. Gene Ontology annotation, cellular component: mitochondrion. The record is from RefSeq and is a predicted model, not a curated record. Gene Ontology annotation, biological process: L-valine catabolic process. Gene Ontology annotation, molecular function: 3-hydroxyisobutyrate dehydrogenase activity; NAD binding; NADP binding.
AUGAGGAUCAAUUCACUCGCCCGGAGCCUGCUCCAGGCGCAGAGGCGGACAUUCUCCUCGACUCCUCGGCGCCUGGACAGGUACGGCUUCAUAGGCCUCGGUCAAAUGGGCUACCAAAUGGCAAAGAACCUGCAAGCCAAGUUGCCGCCCUCCGACUCGAUCCGGAUAUUCGAUCUCAACGCAGAUGCAGUCCAGCGCUUAGCCGAGGAGAUGAAGGCCAGCACGGCCGGCGGCGCCGUCGUGGAGAUAGCGAAGAGCGUGAACGAAGCUGCCAGCGACUCGGACACUGUCAUUACCUGUCUGCCCGAGCCCUCGCAUGUGAAGGGGGUAUUCUCCCAGAUUCUGACGCCAGACCUGCCCAAGAAGGAUCGCAUAUACAUCGACUGCUCCACGAUCGAUCCGUCGUCCUCACGACAAGUCGCGGAACAAGUCGCAUCGGCGGGGCAGGGUCAAUUCGUGGAUGCGCCAAUGUCGGGGGGUGUGGUUGGUGCUCGUGCCGGGACCUUGACAUUCAUGCUGGGUGCCCCAGACUCCCUUGUGUCGAAGCUCGAGCCUAUCCUACUCCGGAUGGGCAAAGCCGUGCACCACUGCGGACCUCAAGGCACCGGGUUGAGCGCCAAGCUGGCGAAUAACUACUUGCUGGCAUUGAACAACAUUGCGACGGCGGAAGCGAUGAAUCUCGGUAUUAGAUGGGGACUGGACCCCAAGACCCUUGCAAACAUCAUCAAUGUCAGUACAGGUCGGUGCUGGCCGAGCGAAGUCAACAACCCGGUGAAAGGAGUCAUUGAGACAGCUCCGGCGAGCCGGGACUACUCCGGCGGCUUUGGCAUCAGCCUGAUGAAGAAGGACCUCAAGCUGGCCAUCAUUGCCGCGGACGAGGCUGGCGCGAAACUCGAGCUCGGCGGCCGGGCGAGGGAGGUCUAUGAGGAGGCUGAGAAGGCCGAGAACUGCAAGGGCAAAGACUUUUCUGUCAUCUAUAGAUUUAUUGGCGGGAAAGAAUAG